This is a messenger RNA of Geodia barretti, 2035 nucleotides long. The record is from the annotation of a GenBank genome assembly. Lineage: Eukaryota; Metazoa; Porifera; Demospongiae; Tetractinellida; Geodiidae.
CUUCACUGGAGAACAGCUCCUUUCCUCCUCCUCCUCCUCCUCCAGCCAUUACGUCAUUCGAGUGAGACCGUUAGUGGGCGUGGUCAUCACACGUGUAGUGGAAGAUUCUUAUACCGCUCUUUACGUUCCAUACAGCAGCCCAUGGCUACCGUACUAGCUGACAGGAAAGAGAGAAGACGAAAGUGGUGGGCCAAGCAGAUCAAAGCCAAGACCAAAAGCAAAAGCGAGCCCAAAGCUGGUGGAAACCAGAAGAAAGAGAGAGGAAAAUCGAAGCCUUUGGAGAGAGAUGUAGCGGAACAAACUCAGUUUGAGGAAAAACCAACAGACACUAUGAUUCCAGAUGCAAACACAUCUGGUUUCAGAUCUUCUCACACCGUCUCGUCAGCCGAGAAGACAUCACAAGACAAUGUUACCAGAUCCAGAAAUCGCCAAUCGGCUAAAAGAGACACAACUGCCCCUUUAUUAUCAGUUGGGCAAAGAGACAGGUUCUCAACGAGGGAGUUGACUACUGGGUGCAGUAGGGAAAAGGACACUUCGGACCUCACUGCUUCUGACAGUGACUCUGAUACUGAAGGUGGGCAAGUUGUAGGAGAAUUCAGUGGGAAGAAACGCAGGUACAUUGCCUUCAUUGGAAACCUCCCCUUCUCUAUCACUGGUGAUGAGAUCGUCGAACACUUUGCCAAGAGAGGAGUCAAGAUUAUGGAAGCUCGACUGCUAACGAAGAGGGGCAGCGGGGAAUCCAGGGGUUGCUGCUUUGCUGAGUUUCCCGACACGAAAUCACUUCAGAAUGCCCUAAAGUUCCACCACAGCCUGAUUGGAGGUAGACGGCUAAAUAUAGAAGUGACGUGUGGUGGAGGAGGCAGAGGAGGUAAGCGAAUGGAAAAGAUCAAACAGAGAAACGAGCGACUCAGAAAGGUCGCGAGGAAAAGGGUUAAGUCUCUGAGGAAAGGGCAGGAACAGACAUGCUUGGACAGCCCACAAACAAUAGGGUUGGGUCUAAGAAGCAAAUUACAUCAAUGAACCUUAAUUGCAAGCACUGCUUGGUUCAUUAUGUUCCAUAAACACACUAAUUUGUCCCUGUGUGUAUACACUGCAUUGCAUUUUGGUGUCUAUCAUUGUUGUGUGCAUUAGUAAAGCGACGACAAAGGGUACUGGAUUACACAAGCACUUAAUAACAUGCGAGAAUGUAUGUGAACACUGGAGCCUUACACUAUUUGCUGUUCAAAUGCAGAGUCAUAAGUUCUAAUGGAAAAAUUUGGCACGCAACACAAAGGGUAACUUAUGAAUGGUUUGGCUGGCAGCAACACAGAGUGUGCGUUGCCCCGCCCGGCCUAAGAUUCACUAGGUGACUGUUCCUCUUGUCCCUCCUCCUGUUUCGGCUCCUUGUUCUCCUUCUGCUCCGCCUGCUCCUCACCCUUCUCCCCCUCGGUCUCUGCCGCUGCAUUCGUCUCUUGUCCCUUGCCUUCCUCCUCCUUGGCGGCUUCAGUGUUCUCGGCUGGAGCUGGCUCCUCUUUCUUGACAGCAGAGGCCACGGUGAAAUGGGUGGAGGGGCCUAGUUCUGAACCCGACUGGACACUCCCGUCUUCCUGGACAGAGAUGUAGUGUCCGGCUGCCUUGGCUGACUCAAAGGACACACAUCCUUCUGUUUCUUGCACUUUCAGCUCACUGGACUCAUCGCACAGCUCAACUUUCUCUUCUGACACGCUGAGGUAUUUCUCGCCGUGUUGUAGCGUCACGACGUGCCCGGAUUCAGAAUCCUUUUUGCAGACCGUGAACUGGGCGCUCUCUCCCUCUUCACCCUGAGCCUCAACGUUUCCUUCGUGGACUCGAAGGAGUUUGCCGGACGCCUUGGAAGUCAGGAAAACUAUUGCUCCCUCGACUAGAACGUCCAGUGGAGGCGUCGGCUCGGCGUCUUUCGACUUAUUGCUCUUGGAAGAUUUCCCUCCCAUUGUUUUUUUGCUACGAUAAGUUCGGAAAUAGAACCAAAAGAAAAGAAAAACGGGUAUACACACCUAAGCAAUACGCCCUAACAGUC